Messenger RNA from Symbiodinium pilosum, 494 nucleotides. NCBI's taxonomy places the organism in Eukaryota, Dinophyceae, Suessiales, Symbiodiniaceae. The record is from the annotation of a GenBank genome assembly.
GAAGAGGCUGCGUGGAAGUUGUUCGCAUGUUGCUGGAGAUGAAGGCUGACAAGGACAAAACUGGCAGCUAUGGCGCAACCCCCAUGUUCAUGGCCUCCCGCGGUGGUCACACGGAUGUGGUGAGUGUGCUGUUGCAGGCCAAUGCUGAUAAGGAUAAGUCUACUCAUAAUGGCUCGACGCCCUUGCAUAUGGCCUCGCUUGGUGGCCACUUGGAAAUUGUUCAGCUUCUUCUGGAAACCAAUGCUGCGUACGACAAUGCAGACGCUAACGGCGCAACUCCGCUGCUGAAAGCCUCGCUUAGAGGCCAGUUGGCAAUUGUUAGGCUGCUGUUGGAGGCCAAUGCCGACAAGGACAAGGCCAGCAACGACGGUGCAACCGCCCUUUCCGCGGCCGUGCAAGGAGGGCAUCAUGAAAUGGUUCAGCUGCUACUGGAGGCUAGUCAUGUCAGAGCCCAGCACUCACUUCUGUCCUACCGCGCGCCAGAAGCGGCCUAA